GAAAGAUUCAACAUUUAAUGAAGGAGUUUUGGAGGUGAUGACAAUUUCCCCAAAUGAUCGAAUCUGAUUAUACUAAGCGAUUAUUAUUUCCUCUCAUCAGAGGAAAUCAAGCCAAUGUUCUGAUCCAUUCUCCUUAAUUUUUAAUUGUUUUGUUUUUUUACUAAUAUGUGAUAUUUAGUGUCGUAGACUUGUUGGAGCUUAUGUUAUCCUGGAAAAUUUCUAGGAUGUGCUAGAUAAAUCAAGAAUAUAGGGUAGUGGUACGCUAUUGUUAAAGCAGAUAUGGAGGUGAUGACAAUUUCCCCAAAUGAUCGAAUCUGAUUAUGCUAAGCGAUUAUUAUUUUCUCUCUUCGGAGGAAAUCAAGCCAAUGUUCUGAUCCAUUCUCCUUACUUUUUAUGAAGUUUCGGUUUAUGUAACAAUGGUCUCCCGGUUGUUUUCAGUCUUGCAAGUUUUUGUUUCUUUUCUGGAUGUUGAUUGUAUUUACUGAUGGAUUAGACUGUUUCUUGAAGAAAAUUGGAUGACCGUAAUUGUUUUAACCUGAAUCGAAUUAACUAUACUCAAAUUCAGUAUUUUCGUACCUCUUAAAACUAUAUGUUCUGAUCAAAUACAUAAAUGGUUUGAGUAUAUAGAUCUACGAGUUUACCGGCCAGGGUUGUAAAUUUUUCUAGGUUGCUCCAGUUACUGAGGACAUGGACCGCAAGUGAGAUGAAUUUUUAAGUAUAUGAACAGAUGUAUCGAAUGAAAUGUAAACAUGUUCGGAUGCAAUUUCUGCUUGCACAGUCAUGACGCAUUUUCCAAAUAUUUUUCUCUCUCUAAUUACUUAUUUUAAUAAAUAAACUCUAAUUUAUUUAAUUGCAAGGGAACUAUGCUUUUUGUUUUUGACAUUUUUUUUAUAUAUUUUAUAUUUUUCGUGGAAUUGUGCACAUGUUUUGCUGAAUAGAGACGCAAACCGUAGUAAAAUCGGUAACGAUAAUAAAACUAAUGUUGAGUAACAAUAAACGUCCAAAAUUAAUUAAAGAAUAAUGAAAAUCUAAUUAACUAGAACCAUGUUACAAACUUAAAAUUGUCCUUUUAAACUUGAAAUUAUUCUCAAACCAGGCGGACAGGGACAAACUUGUAAUUAUUCUCAACCCGGGCGGACAGGGACAGAAGCCAAGUCUCUAAACCGACCUGUCCUAAAAAAAACUAGACGCGCCUACUUUCACUCGGCAAAACGACGUCGUUUCUUUCUUCACAUUCUCAUCAGUCAUCACCUUGGUUCGUUAAUUUUACCGCCGUCGAGGAUCCGAUCCGGAGAUGGAGACGUAUCCGAAACGAAACAACAAGCUGAUACCUUUAGCCUUUCUCUUGAUCCACUCCAUCGCCAUUCUCAUCUUCACUCGCGGGUUCCUCCUCACCCGAACAGAGCUUCCUUUCCACAGCACAUGCUCCGACGCUUCACUCUCUCCUUGCCUCUCGAAUAAUCACUCAAACUCCAAUCAUAACCAGACGAAAUGUUGGACCAAACCGGUCGUAGAUCGCGUGGUGAUCAUCGUCUUGGACGCUCUCAGAAUCGAUUUCUUAGCCCCGAGUGCUUUCUUCCCAGAAGCAAAGCCGUGGAUGGACAAAUUAACAGUCUUGCAGAACCUUGCCUUUGGUAACGAAUCGUCUGCUAAGAUCUUUAAGGCUUUUGCUGAUCCUCCUACUACCAGUCUGCAGCGUCUCAAGGGAUUGACGACGGGAGGGUUGCCUACUUUUGUCGAUGUUGGCAACAGUUUUGGUGCUCCUGCUAUUGUUGAGGAUAAUUUUAUUAAUCAGCUAGUGCUAAAUGGGAAACGGUUGGUGAUGAUGGGUGAUGAUACUUGGACACAGUUGUUCCCUAAUCAGUUUCAACAGUCGUAUCCUUUUCCUUCUUUCAAUGUUAAAGACCUGGAUACUGUUGACAAUGGAUGCAUUGAACACCUAUUCCCAACACUUUACAAAGAUGAUUGGGAUGUUCUGAUUGCGCAUUUUCUUGGCGUGGACCAUGCAGGACACAUAUUUGGAGUGGAUUCGAUGCCGAUGAUUAAUAAGUUGGAGCAAUAUAAUACUGUUAUAGAGAGAGUCGUGGAUAUAUUGGAGAGCCAGGCUGGACCAGGUGGCGUGCAUGAGAACACUAUGCUCAUAGUAAUGGGUGACCAUGGGCAGACAUUAAAUGGGGAUCAUGGCGGAGGCACUGCUGAAGAGGUAGAAACAACCAUGUUUGUCAUGAGUACGAAGAAGCAUACAACUUCGGUUCCUCCUGAGUUUGAUACCUCGUCUUGUAAACAAGAUCCGGACGGGAAGCAGAUGUGCAUCAGCUCCAUCGAGCAGCUUGAUUUUGCGGCAACAUUGUCAGCUUUGCUUGGAAUAUCAUUUCCUUUCGGAAGCAUUGGGCAUGUCAACCCAGAGCUCUAUGCCCUUGGUUCCAGCAGCUUUAAUUUAGAUAACACUAAGCAACCAGCUGUUAAAGAGUGGAUGCAAAGUUAUGUGAAUGUCCUCUGUGUGAAUGCUUGGCAGGUGAAAAGAUAUAUAGAUGUUUAUUCAAACUCAUCCGUUGUUGGUUUCUCAUCCGAUGAUAUGUCAAGAAUAUCAGAUCAAUAUUCUGCAGCCGAACAUCAUUGGUCUAACUCUGUCAAACACCUAUUGAUGGAUAACGAUGGAAACGAGGACAGUACAAAUACAUCUGCUCUUAAAGCGCAAAUCGCUGCAUAUUUGAAGUUUUUCUCAAGCGUUGCCGAACUUGCGCGGUCUAAGUGGACAGAGUUCAAUCUGAGUUUAAUGAUCACUGGGUUUGGGAUAUUGGUUAUAUCACUCAUCCUUCAGUCUCUUGCUAUCUUUCAUGGAGAUAAUAAACCUUUAGCAGUGGGUUCUGGAUUAUCUACUGGUGCAGCUUUCACUCUCUUUAUCGUAUUGGUCCGUGCUUGCAGCUUUCUUUCCAACAGCUAUAUUUUGGAAGAAGGAAAAGUAGCAAACUUUCUCCUGGCAACAACUGGACUUAUCAAGCUGAGAUACUCGGUCAUGAGGAAAGCAAUGCGGAAAGAAGCUUUUAUUUUUCUUGCUAUGGUUUCUGUUCUGAGAGUUUCUAUAGAUAUUGGGUUAACAAAGCAAGCUGCAACGUCUCAGUUUAUGAGUAGCUCACCGACGUGGAUGUUGGGGUUAGCUCCAGACCAUCCUGCAUUGACAUAUGCGAUUGAAAUUGCACCUAUCCUAUCUGUAGCUGCACUCAUUUGCGUACUCUACAUAGCGGUUGCUAAAACACACAGUGAGGGGAUGCGGAAGUAUGUUACUGUUGGUAGUAUGUUAAGCUACCUUUUGAUAGCUUUGCUCUGGGCUUCAGAGAGCAAGAUAUUUGGUUUUGAUGGUUUUCUUCAAGUGAUUGGAGGAAGAAAUGUCAUCCCUCAAACGGUUUAUGUAAUCGGAUUGGUGCAGCUCUUCCUUUUAGCUUCUUGCCAUAUGUUUUGCUCAGGAAAAGACAAGAAUUGGGGCAGCAGAACUGUCGCUCUUGUAUCUGCUUGUAGCUCGCCAGUAAUGCUCUUGUCUGGGAAGCAAGGAUCAAUGCUUGCUUUAGCAUAUCUGCUGGCUGGCUAUUGUAUUAUGAGGCUGGAGGGUGUAGAGAGAAGAACCAAAUCAGAUGGACAGAACUCAAAACUAGAUCCUGUGUGUGUUGUGCAAUGGAGUCUUCUUUCUGUAUGCAUGUUUUUCGCCAGCGGGCAUUGGUGUGCCUUUGAUGGUCUCCGCUAUGGAGCUGCAUUUGUUGGGUUUGAUGAGUUUGUGCUUAUACGACAAGCCAUCCUUUUGACAAUCGAAACAUUUGGAUUCUCGAUCAUCCUUUCUGUAUUCGGACUUCCUCUCCUCAUACCAACUCAUGGAGAAAAGCGCCGCCAGUUGUUUCAAAUGUACAUGCUCUACGGAGUUAUAUCCGCGACUACAGUCACAGCUACGAUCCUCUGCGUCACCAUCCAUAGAAGACAUCUGAUGGUUUGGGGUUUGUUUGCUCCAAAAUUUGUGUUUGACGUUGUUGGUCUCAUCCUCACCGAUGUCCUCAUAUGUUUGGCUUCAGCUUUCUAUCUUUGAUUCAUACUUGCAGUUGAUUUGAGAUAUAACAGUAGAUUAUAUACUAGGUACUUGUUUUUUUUUUUUACUUUGUUAUGAAUGUAUAAACAAUUAUCAGACCUCCUUUUUGAGCAUUGAUAAAUUGAUUUUACAAAUCUC
Molecule: messenger RNA, 4210 nt
Organism: Brassica rapa (field mustard)
Lineage: Eukaryota; Viridiplantae; Streptophyta; Magnoliopsida; Brassicales; Brassicaceae
Product: GPI ethanolamine phosphate transferase 3
Biological process (GO): GPI anchor biosynthetic process
Cellular component (GO): endoplasmic reticulum membrane
Molecular function (GO): mannose-ethanolamine phosphotransferase activity
Source: RefSeq, a predicted model, not a curated record